Molecule: messenger RNA, 1674 nt
Organism: Spodoptera litura
Lineage: Eukaryota; Metazoa; Arthropoda; Insecta; Lepidoptera; Noctuidae
Source: RefSeq, a predicted model, not a curated record
GCUAUAACCAACUAUCGAAAUGUUUUAAGAUAAACCUAUACGAGAUAAUAAGUACCUACCUACCUGGACCGGUGUGAUUGUCCGGUUAAGUCGUCAACAGCCUUAGCCUACUGAACUACAAGAGGUCAUUUCAAAAAAAAACAGGACCGGUGUACCCGAUCGAGUCAUUCGAGUCAUUCGAGCCGCGGUAGCCGCCGAGUCAACGAUUCCUGAGAAUGCACCGUGGAAGAGCGAAACACAUGUCGACUAUAGUCGAAUGUUUUGUGUCGCAACUCUGCUGCAUGAGCGUUUACCUGCUGGCCGAAGGGCAGUGCUGGAUACUACAUGCUGUAAAUUCAUUCCUUCAGUGGAAUAAAAACAAUUUUUUAUAAUAAAAACUAUAAUUCUCGGAGUUUUCUAUUAUAUUUUCAUUACCCAAUUAAAUUAAUGGGUGAAAACUUUUCGUCACCAUUCAAGGGACCAAAAAGUCAAUAUCCAACGUUAGUUAAAACCUUUGCUAAAUGUCAUCUGUCAAAAGUAAAACUUUUGACAUUUCGCGCGCUCGCAGUCAAACUCGUAAAACUUUUCGAACCAAAGUCGAAGUUUGGAUAUGAGCUUAUCCAUAAUGUUCGCCAUUGUCUGGAUGGCAGUUUAUUUUGUUCACUGUAAAAUUAACGAGUACCGCCGAGCGGCGCGGCGCUCGCGGCGCCUAGCUGCGGUGGAGGCCCGGCGGCGCGCUGGCGCCAUCCAGCUGCCACCAACACCACUGCAACUGCACCCCAGGAAGGCAUAUGAACUUGCUCCGUCUACCUCCAGUCAACCGCCACGCUUUGAGUUGCAUCUAGGUGCCAUCCCGAGAGUUGAGUGUUCGAGUGCUGAACCCAGUCAAGAACUAAUUGUGCCAGAUCAAAUACACGAAGUAAUUGUGCCAUCCUCGCAAUCGUCACGUCAUCGUCCUCGAAGGAUACGGUCUGCUGCUGGCUCUGACGUCAGACGCAGACUUUUUGAAUACGAGGACAGACGUGAACAACGGGAAACGGCGAGGAACCAAGAACUUGCCGGCAUAAGGGCUGCCAUGGAAGAAAUGUGUGGGAUACAAAGGCAAAUAUUAAAUUAUUUAGCAAAACUGUCGGAAAAGCCAUAAAUUUGAAUUAUAUUUACCUAAGUAUCACCCACAUUUCACCAGUUAUGUUAUUUAUUACCUACUCUAUGCGAAUUUGUAAAAAUCGAAAACCCACUACUUAAGUAGAAAAAUGCUAGGCAACAUGUUAAUUCGGCUCCAUUGAACAAUACUCAAAUUAGUACCUAAUUAAUCUAAUUGCAAGGACAAGUUAAUACUUAGUUCUGAAGUAAUCUAGAUUAUUCUAGAUAUCUUAUGGGACCAGCGUAUCGUUAUUUGGAUGAUUUUUGUUAGCUAUAAGCUUAUUUAUACAAAAGCAUUGUUUCACAUUUUAGGUAUAUGUAUAAUAUUAGAGGUAUAUGCACAUUUGUGCGCACCACUGCACCAUGUUAGAAACGAUUGUUUAAAAUUAUUUCUCUGUCAAAUAAAUUGGUCUGUUUUAAUUUUGUAGGUACUGUCUGUAUGCUGUUAUUGUACUUACGCAUAUAAUUAUGAAUAUUGGAUUAAAUAAUACAUAAAUAUAUCAGGGAAAUGUGUCUCUGAUGGACAACUUAUUAUUCUGUUUUUAUAAAACU